AUGGACUGCACCUUAGCCUUUGCAACCACCAAUACCAAUAUCGAUCGCUCUUCACUUCUUGCCUUAAAAUCUCAUAUCACAUUUGAUCCUCUCAAUUUACUGAGAGAGAAUUGGACUACCGAAACAUCUGUUUGUAACUGGAUAGGAAUUACAUGUGAUCCUAUCAAUAACCGUGUCACCAAGUUGAAUAUUUCUAAUAUGCAGCUCGUAGGCACCAUUCCACAUGAAAUCGGAAAUCUUUCUUCUCUGGUUUUACUAGAUAUGAAUGAGAACUCCUUCCACGGUCCGAUUCCGGCCUCCAUCUUCAACAUCUCAUCCAUACAAGUAAUAACUUUGAGAGGUAAUGCUUUGUCAAGUGAGCUACCAAUCGACAUGUGCAAGCACAGUCUUCACAACCUCAAAUUACUUCGUAUAUCUUCCACUAAGCUGUAUGGAGAAAUACCAUCGAGCUUGGGCCUAUGUUCAAACCUUGAGCUACUUUCCUUGUACAACAAUAGCCAUGAUGGAGUGGUGCCAAAACAUAUUGGAAACUUGACGCUGCUCACUCGAUUAUUCCUUGGGCUCAACAGUUUAACUGGUGAUAUUCCAAAAGAGAUUGGUCAUCUUCACCUGUUAAAUUCAUUGUGGAUGGAAUCUAACAAAUUUACAGGACCAGUACCUCAAGAUAUUUGUAAUAUUCCCAAAGAGAUUGGUUAUCUUAAUAAUUUAGAGAUGUUAAACAUGGCAUCCACUGGACUUGAUGGAUCAAUUCCAAAAGAAAUUGGAAACAUGACAUCCCUUCAGUAUAUAUACCUUGACAACAAUGCAUUAAGUGGUGCUAUUCCACAAGAGAUUGUCCAGCUUGAUAAUUUACUAGUGUUGUCCAUUGAUUCCAACAAGUUGACGGGCACUUUACCGUCGACUUUUUCUAACAUGUCUUCAGUGAAUUAUAUUUCAUUAAGUCAUAACAUGCUUAAUGGGACACUGCCAAAAGAAAUUGGCAACAUGAAAGCACUCCAAGAGUUAUACCUCAUUAACAAUAGUUUAACCGGUAUCAUUCCUGGAGAGUUGUUCACUUUUAAAAUUAGGAAUAUUGAUCUCUCCAAUAACCAUUUUGAAGGCUUCGUACCUUCCACCAUUGAAACAUCCCAUAACUUAACUUAUCUCCACUUGGCAAAUAACAGACUCUCGGGCUUUAUACCUUCCACCUUUGGAAAUCUCAUCAACCUAACAACCCUAAUGCUCUACUCCAACAACUUCAUUGGAGAGAUUCCCUCAUCCAUUUGCAAAUUGAGAUCCCUCCAAUUCCUCCAUCUAUCAGACAACAGUCUGCACGGCCCAAUACCAAAGUGUUUAGGAGAGCUGAGUAAAUCCUUGCAGGUUCUGCAUUUGAAGGGAAAUAAAUUUCAGGGCCUCAUUCCUCCAUCCUUUCCUCAGGGCUGCGCUCUCGAGUCUCUGAACCUCAACAGCAAUAACCUAAAAGGAACACUUCCACAAACCCUAGGAAAUUGUGGGAAGCUGCAAGUUCUUGAUGUCGGAAGCAAUGCGAUACAAGAUGGUUUUCCCUUUUGGAUGGAAGAUCUCGUUGAUCUCCGAGUCCUUGUUUUGAGAGAUAACAGAUUCAACGGUAGGAUGCUUCUACCCAUUGCUUAUGGUGAGAUAAGUAGUGAUGCUCCAUUUGUGAAGUUGCAAGUGUUUGAUAUAUCUCAGAAUGAAUUCAGUGGACCCCUUCCAACUAGAUAUUUAACCACCUUCCCAGCCAUGAUGAAUGCCAAGGAAGAUUUUUCAGAAGAGAGUAACUGUUGA
Messenger RNA from Salvia splendens (bonfire salvia), 1785 nucleotides. RefSeq names its product probable leucine-rich repeat receptor-like protein kinase At2g33170. The record is from RefSeq and is a predicted model, not a curated record. Gene Ontology annotation, molecular function: protein binding. The coding region runs from base 1 to 1785 and encodes 594 amino acids. Lineage: Eukaryota; Viridiplantae; Streptophyta; Magnoliopsida; Lamiales; Lamiaceae. The transcript has 5 exons.